Fomitopsis serialis is the source of this 1458-nucleotide messenger RNA. RefSeq names its product cytochrome P450. The coding region runs from base 1 to 1458 and encodes 485 amino acids. Gene Ontology annotation, molecular function: monooxygenase activity; iron ion binding; oxidoreductase activity, acting on paired donors, with incorporation or reduction of molecular oxygen. Lineage: Eukaryota; Fungi; Basidiomycota; Agaricomycetes; Polyporales; Fomitopsidaceae. The transcript is spliced from 11 exons. The record is from RefSeq and is a predicted model, not a curated record.
AUGGCGUUCCACUUCCUCCAGAGCGGGCCUCUUGUGACCAGCCUUCUGUGCGUUGCCGCGUACCUGGCAAUGCAGGUCGUUCUUGCGACGCGCACCAAACCAUACCCUCCUGGACCGCGCGGCCGGCCUGUCAUACGCAACUUGUUGCAGAUCCCGCAGGACAAGCCAUGGCUCGUAUACGCCGCCUGGGCGCACACAUACGGCGAUGUCAUUCACCUUGAAGCCUUCAACUAUCACCUCGUAAUCCUAAACAGCGCCCAGGCAGCUAAAGAGCUCCUUGACGGCCGGUCGGCUAUAUACUCCGACCGCCCAGCCUCGCUGAGUAUGGCAUCGUAUGGCGACGAAUGGCGGAAACAACGCAGGGUUGUGGCCCACGCGCUCAGUUCGGCCAUGUUGUCGCGCUACUACUCGAUUCAAGAAGACGAAGCCCGCAGGCUGGUGCAAGGCCUCCUUCGGAACCCUGACACAGUGGUUAGCCAGACAAAGACACGAAUCGCUGCAAUCAUCAUGCGCGUCAUAUAUGGCUACACCGUCGAAGGCGAAGACGACCGGAUGAUCACGAUGCAGUUCGAGGCCAUGGACAACUUCACCUACGCGAGCGAGCCGGGUGUAUGGAUAGUAGACUUCAUUCCACAGUUGCAAUACUUGCCGCGCUGGAUGCCGGGGGCGUCGUUCUUGCGCACUGCGCAAGCCUUCAAGGAGCUAGAACCGACGCAGCUCGAAUGCCGACCAUCGCAGCAAGCGGGCACCGCAGAACCAUGCCUCGUUGUGUCAGCACUGGAACAAUGCGAAGGUCGAAUGAGUGAUGAAGAUGAGCCUGGGUGCAACCUCCGCUCGCGGGGGUGGAUAGACACGAACAUGUCCGCCAUAUUCUCCUUUCUGCUCCUCAUGAUACUUCAUCCGGAUGUGGUGGGCACUGAGCGACUUCCGUCGAUGAAGGACAGGCCGUCGCUUCCGUAUCUGAGGAGCGUGAUAACGGAAGUGUAUCGCUGCUACGGGCCCGUCGCCCCACAAGGCCUGCCCCAUUCCCUGCGUCAGGAUGAUGUGUACAAAGACUAUCUGUUGCCCAAGACAUCCAUCCUGAUCCCCAAUGUCUGGCGCAUGCUGCACGACCCCGACGUGUUCCAGCAGCCGGACGAGUUCAGACCCGAGCGCUUCGCGAACAGCGACACCGAGAUGCGCAAGGUGACCGACCUCAGCCUCUUCGGCUUCGGCCGCCGGGCGUGCCCGGGGUCACAGUUCGCGGAAGGCUCCGUCUUUGCGAUCGCCGCGACCGUGCUCGCGACGUGCGACGUCGUGCCCAAGGUCGACGAACGGGGGGACCCGAUCAUUCCCGACAUGGAGUAUACGAGCGGGUUCGUUACGGUAACGUUCCCGAAGCGGAUCGUGUGCGACUUCAGGCCGAGAUCUGGGAAAGUGAGGGAGAUGCUCGAGGAGUACGUUUCGCGGGGCGAGUAA